ACAGCGCUGCGUUGGGAGCGCGCGACGAUCCCGGAAGCGCGAGGCCGACGGGCGGCGGGCCGGGGCCGCUCGGAGAGGCGAAGGAGCGCGAAGCUGCGGUGACGGCGGCGGCGGCUGCCCGCCUCCCCUCCCCCCCCACCUCCUCCUCGUCCUCCUCCCGCGCGGCGGCCAUGACGAACUUUAUCUCGGUGCAGCUGAAGAAGGCCUCGGAGGUGGACUUGGCCAAACCCCUGUGCAAGUUCAUUCAGCAGAGCUACCCGGGCGGCGACGCCCAGGCCGAGCACUGCCGCGCCGCCGAGGAGCUCAGCAAGCUGCGCAAGAGCGCGCUCGGCCGCCCGCUCGACAAGCACGAGAGCGCGCUCGAGACCCUCCUCAGAUACUAUGAUCAGCUGUGUUCAAUUGAACCAAAGUUUCCAUUCUCUGAAAAUCAGGUCUGUGUAACAUUUACAUGGAAAGAUGCUUUUGAUAAAGGAUCACUUUUUGGAGGAUCUGCCAAAUUGGCUCUGGCAAGUUUGGGGUAUGAGAAGACCUGUGUUUUGUUCAACUGUGGAGCAUUGGCAAGCCAGAUUGCAGCAGAACAGAAUCUGGAUAAUGAUGAAGGUCUAAAAGCUGCAGCGAAGCACUAUCAGUUUGCGAGUGGUGCUUUCCAACACAUUAAAGACACAGUUUUGUCAUCCUUGAAUCGAGAACCUACAGUUGACAUCUCUCCAGAUACAGUUGGAACUCUCAGUCUUAUUAUGUUGGCUCAAGCCCAAGAAGUCUUUUUUUUGAAAGCUACAAGAGAUAAAAUGAAAGAUGGUAUCAUAGCUAAACUAGCUAAUCAAGCUGCAGAUUACUAUGGUGAUGCUUACAAACAAUGUCAAUAUAAAGAUACUUUGCCCAAGUAUUUUUAUUUCCAGGAGGUGUUUCCCGUUCUGGCUGCAAAGCACUGCAUUAUGCAGGCCAAUGCAGAAUAUCAUCAAUCUAUCCUGGCAAAACAGCAGAAGAAAUUUGGUGAAGAAAUUGGGAGGUUGCAGCAUGCAGCAGACUUGGUGAAAACAGUGGCAUCUCGUUAUGAUGAAUAUAUAAAUGUUAAAGAUCUGGCUGACAAGAUCAACCGAGCACUUACAGCUGCUAAAAAAGACAAUGACUUCAUUUACCAUGACCGGGUUCCUGACCUGAAAGAUUUGGAGUCCAUUGGAAAAGCCAGUCUUGUGAAGUCUACUCCAGUUGUUGUUCCCCUCAGCCAGAAAUUCACUGACCUGUUUGAGAAGAUGGUUCCAUUGCAAGUUCAGCAAUCUGUGAGUGUUUAUAACCAGAGAAAGGCAGAUCUAGUAAACAGGUUAAUAGCCCAGAUGAGAGAAGCCACAAAUCUGGCAAAUGGUGUGUUGGCUUCCCUUAAUCUUCCUGCUGCUAUCGAAGAUGUGUCUGGUGAUACUGUUCCUCAGUCUAUUUUGAACAAAUCUAAGUCUGUGAUUGAACAGGGAGGAAUUCAGACUGUUGAUCAGCUGAUCAAAGAUCUGCCUGAACUGCUACAAAGGAACAAAGAAAUUUUAGAUGAAUCACUAAGAUUAUUAGAUGAAGAAGAAACUACAGACAAUGACCUGCGAACAAAAUUCAAAGAACGCUGGCAGAGAACGCCAUCCAAUGAACUCUAUAAGCCUUUAAGGGCAGAGGGAGCCAAUUACCAUAACAUUUUGAAUAAAGCUGUUCAAGCAGAUGGACAAGUGAAAGAGCGCUAUCAGUCUCACCGGGAUACGAUUGCACUUCUGUGUAAGCCAGAGGCAGAACUCAACGCAGCCAUUCCUUCUGCCAACCCAGCAAAAACAUUACAAGGAAAUGAGGUUGUUAAUGUCUUAAGAACUUUGCUGGCUAAUCUGGAUGAAGUUAAGAAGGAGAGAGAACAACUGGAAAAUGACCUGAAAUCUGUAAAUUUUGACAUGACAAGCAAAUUCCUGACUGCACUUGCGCAGGAUGGUGCUAUAAAUGAGGAGGCUAUCUCUGUGGCUGAGUUGGACAGAAUUUAUGGAAGUUACACACAGAAAGUGCAAGAGUCCCUAAAAAAGCAGGAAGAACUUCUCAAAAACAUUCAGAAUGCACAUCAGGAUUUUUCAAAGAUGAAACAAUCAAACAAUGAAUCUAAUUUAAGAGAAGAAGUUUUGAAGAACUUAGCUGUAGCAAAUGACAACUUUGUGGAACUUGUAGCCAAUUUAAAAGAAGGCACAAAGUUCUACAAUGAGCUGACAGAAAUCCUGCUGAAAUUCCAAAACAAAUGCAGUGACAUUGUCUUUGCUCGUAAGACGGAAAGAGAUGAACUGCUCAAAGAUUUGCAGCAAAGCAUUGCUAGGGAACCCAGUGCUCCCUCUGUUCCUCUGCCUACAUAUCAGACCACAGCAGCCGGAGGAAGUAAGCCUGCUGCAUCGUCAACUCCUACUCCAGCACCCAGAACCAUGGUGGGGACUAAACCACAGCCACCAGCACGGCCACCACCACCAGUGAUUUCUGCAGCAAGCAGUUCCUCUUCUACAUCAGCACCCUCUGGAACAGCUGCACCUCCUGCCCCUGCUGCCCCUGCUGCUCCUGCUCCUCCUGCUCCUCCUGCUCCUACUCCAGGAGCCAGCGCACCUGCAGCAAGCACUGCACCUUCCCAGGCACAGGGACCUCCUUACCCAACUUAUCCAGGUUACCCAGGGUAUUGCCAGAUGCCAAUGCCAAUGGGCUAUAAUCCAUACAUGUAUGGUCAGUAUAAUCUGCCAUAUGCACCCUCACCUAUGUAUCAAAACCCUGGACAAGCACCAUAUCCGGCACCUCAGCAACCUGGAUACCCUUUUCCUCAACAGCCUUAUUACCCUCAGCAAUAAUCUGCAAAGAAGCUCUGCUUGUUAAAAUUUGGGAGAAAUUGGCAAUAAGCAUACUAAAACUUUUAGCUUCAGUUAAUGUACCAUUCUGAACUGUAUGCAGUCUAUAACUCCUGUUUAUUGUUAACUGCUCAAAAAUAUCUAGAUCAGUUUUUGAUUACACUAAACACUUUGAAAGAUUUGCUGCAGUGGUUUAGACUGUAAACUAAUGCCAGAAUUAGAGCCUAAUUCAGUGGUCUGAAACUGUACACUAUGUGUUGGCUAGACCAAAAUAUUUCUUUGCAAAAAUCCUAUAAGUAACAAACGGGUUCAGAUGAGAAAAAUGAAGCAGUGUGUGUACUGGGUGUGAUAUAUUCUAUGGAACCAUAUAGCAUUUCCUUCUAUACUCUAUUGGUUUAUAUUUUUUUGAGUUUAGUUAAAAUACGCUAUUUUGUCUAAUAAUCAAGGCCUUGUAAAUCGUCAGUAAAAAAAAUAAAUUACUUAAGAAUGGUUUAAA
Harpia harpyja (harpy eagle) is the source of this 3333-nucleotide messenger RNA. RefSeq names its product programmed cell death 6 interacting protein (gene PDCD6IP). Lineage: Eukaryota; Metazoa; Chordata; Aves; Accipitriformes; Accipitridae. The coding region runs from base 171 to 2840 and encodes 889 amino acids. The record is from RefSeq and is a predicted model, not a curated record. Gene Ontology annotation, cellular component: endosome. The transcript is spliced from 18 exons. Gene Ontology annotation, molecular function: protein binding. Gene Ontology annotation, biological process: mitotic cytokinesis.